This is a messenger RNA of Ochotona curzoniae (black-lipped pika), 1876 nucleotides long. It is a transcript of the gene ATP5F1A, whose product is annotated as ATP synthase F1 subunit alpha. Lineage: Eukaryota; Metazoa; Chordata; Mammalia; Lagomorpha; Ochotonidae. The record is from RefSeq and is a predicted model, not a curated record. The coding region runs from base 76 to 1737 and encodes 553 amino acids. The transcript is spliced from 12 exons. Gene Ontology annotation, molecular function: ATP binding; ADP binding; proton-transporting ATP synthase activity, rotational mechanism. Gene Ontology annotation, biological process: proton motive force-driven ATP synthesis; proton transmembrane transport.
AGCUGCACGGCCAUUUUGUCCCAGUCAGUCGGAGGCUGCGGCUGCGGAGGAGCCACCCGAGGAGGAGCUGCCAAGAUGCUGUCUGUUCGCGUAGCCGCGGCCGUGGCCCGCGCCCUCCCACGGCGGGCCGGGCUGGUUUCCAAAAAUGCUCUGGGCUCAUCGUUCGUCGCAGCCAGGAACCUGCACGCCUCCAACACACGGCUCCAGAAGACUGGCACUGCUGAAAUGUCCUCUAUUCUUGAAGAGCGAAUUCUUGGAGCCGAUACCUCCGUUGACCUUGAGGAGACUGGGCGGGUCUUAAGUAUUGGUGAUGGUAUUGCCCGCGUGCACGGGCUCAGGAAUGUCCAAGCAGAAGAGAUGGUGGAGUUCUCUUCUGGCUUAAAGGGUAUGUCUCUGAACUUGGAGCCUGACAAUGUUGGUGUUGUGGUGUUUGGAAAUGAUAAGCUCAUUAAGGAAGGAGACAUUGUGAAGAGGACGGGUGCCAUCGUGGAUGUUCCGGUUGGUGAGGAGCUGUUGGGGCGUGUGGUGGAUGCCCUUGGAAAUGCCAUCGAUGGAAAGGGCCCAAUUGGCUCCAAGACUCGCAGGCGAGUGGGCCUGAAAGCCCCUGGAAUCAUUCCUCGAAUCUCGGUGCGGGAACCAAUGCAGACUGGCAUUAAGGCCGUGGACAGCUUGGUGCCAAUUGGUCGUGGCCAGCGUGAGCUGAUUAUUGGUGACAGACAGACCGGGAAAACAUCCAUUGCUAUCGACACAAUUAUUAACCAGAAGCGUUUCAAUGACGGUUCUGAUGAGAAGAAGAAGCUGUACUGCAUCUACGUGGCUAUUGGCCAGAAGAGGUCCACCGUUGCCCAGCUGGUGAAGAGGCUGACCGAUGCAGAUGCCAUGAAGUACACCAUUGUGGUGUCGGCCACUGCGUCUGAUGCUGCCCCACUUCAGUACCUGGCUCCCUACUCUGGCUGUUCUAUGGGAGAGUACUUUAGAGACAACGGCAAGCAUGCUUUGAUCAUCUAUGAUGACUUAUCCAAACAGGCUGUCGCUUACCGCCAGAUGUCGCUGUUGCUGCGCCGGCCCCCUGGUCGUGAGGCCUACCCGGGUGACGUCUUCUACCUGCACUCCCGGCUGCUGGAGAGAGCAGCCAAAAUGAACGAUUCUUUUGGUGGUGGCUCCUUGACUGCCUUGCCAGUCAUAGAAACACAGGCUGGGGAUGUGUCUGCUUACAUUCCGACUAAUGUCAUUUCCAUCACUGAUGGACAGAUCUUCUUGGAAACAGAAUUGUUCUACAAAGGCAUCCGCCCUGCCAUUAAUGUGGGUUUGUCUGUGUCCCGUGUCGGAUCUGCUGCCCAAACCAGGGCCAUGAAACAGGUGGCAGGCACCAUGAAGCUGGAACUGGCGCAGUAUCGUGAGGUCGCAGCUUUUGCGCAGUUUGGUUCCGACCUGGAUGCUGCCACGCAGCAGCUCCUGAGCCGCGGAGUGCGCCUGACCGAGCUGCUGAAGCAAGGACAGUAUUCUCCCAUGGCCAUUGAAGAGCAGGUGGCUGUUAUCUACGCGGGCGUGAGGGGGUAUCUUGAUAAAUUGGAGCCCAGCAAGAUCACGAAAUUUGAGAAUGCUUUCUUGUCGCAUGUUGUCAGCCAGCACCAGGCCCUGUUGGGCAACAUCAGAGCUGAUGGGAAGAUCUCGGAAGAAUCGGAUGCAAAGCUGAAGGAGAUUGUAACAAAUUUCUUGGCUGGAUUUGAAGCUUAAACUCCUGGAUUCACAUCAAAUACUGGUUUGGUUUUAUUAUUGGUUCUUCUAGUAAAAUUAAUUCCAUUUGUAAAUGGAUUGCUCUCCUCCUCAUGUACAGAAAUCACAUUAAGAAUAAAGAUUCCAUGUGGCGUGGUGA